GAUUCCUAAUCAAAGAAGCACUUACAGCCUCUCAGUAAACAUAUACCCGAUAUCGGACACUUUAUUAAGGAUCUUUUGUUUGUACACCAGUUCUUACCGGCAAGUCUUCCUGUUCACUUGAUCAUGUGAUAUAGCCUAUCCAGUUUAUGAACAUAGUUUCCUGGAUUCUUAUGCAUGAUAAUUGUCAAUAGGCCUAGGUCUUUGAAUCCAUAUAGCGCUUGCGUUAUUAGCUGCUUUUUCCCUUUUUUUAAAUGGGACUAAGAAAUACCAAGCCAUCUGCCAAAAGCACGGAACACCUGGAAAACAACGCAGUGGAAAAGAAGAAAAGAAAAAGUAUAAUUUUAUUGCGGAGAGAAUCAACUUUUAACCCGGCAAACAAGUCCAUUUCGGAUUUCGAUGUUGCCGCGACACCCCCUGUUAUAACGGAUCUACAGCGAGAUAUCUUAGUCGAGUCUUUUUCCACUCUCAAACUUCACAUCUCUCAAAUCGGUGUUCUGCUUUUUAUGGGGUUAUUUGAAACACACCCCCAAAUUCAGGGAUUUUUUGGCAAUUUUAAAGACUGCCCACCCGAAAAUCUUCCGGAAAGCAAAGAACUGCGUCAGCAUGCACUACGCGUGAUGGGUUUUGUGGAGAAAUGUAUCAGCCGAAUAUAUAUGACCGAUAAACUGGAUGCUAUAAUAAAGGAGCUGGGUGAACGCCAUGCAAGUUACGGGGCACCGUCAGAAUUUUUCCCGUUUGUCGGACCUCAAUUUAUCUGCGCAAUUCGCCUAUCUCUGCAAAUGAAGUGGGAUGAUGAAACAGAAAACGCUUGGUUGGCCUUAUUUACUUACAUCGCCCACGGAAUGAAACAAGCAGCUGCUAUCUAAGCCAGAUGCACACAAUAUGAAGUACCGAUCCUCAUCCACUUAAAUUUGAUAAAUUGCUUCCUCCUAUGAAGCCAAUUGAAAUUGAAAAUUGGUGCACAAUUGAGGAUUUAUCUUUUUAUCACGUUGCUUGAUACUGUGUGCGUUGCAGUAGUAUGCACAAGAUCACAACAAACACACUUCUUUGAGUAAUUUUGUAUUAUCAUUAGUUACGAUUUCACUGG
Paramacrobiotus metropolitanus is the source of this 1087-nucleotide messenger RNA. Its product is annotated as globin-like. NCBI's taxonomy places the organism in Eukaryota, Metazoa, Tardigrada, Eutardigrada, Parachela, Macrobiotidae. The record is from RefSeq and is a predicted model, not a curated record. Bases 252 to 866 code for a protein of 204 amino acids. The transcript is spliced from 3 exons. Gene Ontology annotation, molecular function: oxygen binding; heme binding.